CACUUGGAUCUCUGUGAGCGACCCUACCCAGGCGCUCCAGUUCCGGGCGGGGCGCAAGGAACAGGGCCUUAGGCCGGCUAGGGGAGUUCUGGCCUGGGAAGAGGAAUGGCGGGAAUAGGGGCGGGUGUUACUAUUGGGGGCUGCCACUGCCUGGCGGGUCUGGACGCCGCCCUAGACGGUUUUUGCAGCUAGUCUGAGCUAAGCGGUUGAGACGACUAGGAAAAGAUCCCGCUCCCGUGUUGUGUAUGUGCGUCUGGAGUGAGGAGGAAAAUAACUGAACACCAGAAUCCCAGACUCUGCCUCUGUUGGGAGGUUGGGGAGUGUUAGGGGGUUGGCCGAAAGCUGGGGCCCAUUUCUUCCUUUACUUCUGGCUUUAAAGUUAAAGAAGAGGUGUUGCCUGAAGAGUGAUUCCUUGCCUAGAUCUCAGGGGAGCAGAGUACAAAGGCCUGUUGGAUCACCUGGGAAACCAAGAGAAUAAGGAGAGCUAGCUAGUGUUUUGUCCCGGAGAAGGCCCCACAAGUUCCAGACCCCUCUCCAGGCCCUGCCUGAGGUUUCCUUGUCUCUCUUAGGAUCAGUGGGGCAGUUCCUCUGAGACUGCGUUUCACAGGGAGUGUUAGCCUUGCCAUUUUGGCCUUGGGCCUAAUGCCCUGGCUUGGCCUGGGUCUCCAAUUUUUCUGGGCCAAGAAGAGGCUAAAUGCAAAAUUUUCUGAGGUGGGGGGCUCUAACCCUGCCCUGAAGUUCCGGCCUCUGCCUCCUUGCCUUCUGGUGACAACCAUGUUGCUGUGGGACAGCAAGUGGCUCAUGCGUGCGGAAGUGACUAGCUGUUGGUGUCCUUUCAGCCAUGGCUGCAAUCCGAAAGAAGCUGGUGAUUGUGGGUGAUGGUGCCUGUGGGAAGACCUGCCUUCUCAUUGUCUUCAGCAAGGAUCAGUUCCCAGAGGUCUAUGUCCCUACGGUCUUUGAGAACUACAUCGCAGACAUUGAAGUGGAUGGUAAACAGGUGGAGCUGGCUCUGUGGGACACAGCAGGGCAAGAAGACUAUGAUCGCCUGCGGCCUCUGUCCUACCCGGACACUGACGUCAUCCUCAUGUGUUUCUCCAUUGACAGUCCUGACAGCCUGGAAAACAUUCCUGAGAAGUGGACCCCGGAAGUGAAGCACUUUUGUCCCAAUGUGCCCAUCAUCCUAGUGGGGAAUAAAAAGGAUCUGAGGCAAGAUGAGCAUACCAGAAGGGAGCUGGCCAAGAUGAAGCAGGAGCCUGUUCGAUCUGAGGAAGGCCGGGACAUGGCAAACAGGAUCAGUGCCUUUGGCUACCUUGAGUGCUCAGCCAAGACUAAGGAAGGGGUGCGGGAGGUAUUUGAGAUGGCCACUCGGGCUGGCCUCCAGGUCCGCAAGAAUAAGCGCCGGAGGGGCUGUCCCAUUCUCUGAGUUUCCCAAGUCUCUCCAAUCCCCGCCCCCC
Messenger RNA from Peromyscus eremicus (cactus mouse), 1454 nucleotides. It is a transcript of the gene Rhoc, whose product is annotated as ras homolog family member C. The transcript has 5 exons. The coding region runs from base 842 to 1423 and encodes 193 amino acids. Gene Ontology annotation, biological process: small GTPase-mediated signal transduction. Gene Ontology annotation, molecular function: GTPase activity; GTP binding. Gene Ontology annotation, cellular component: neuron projection. Lineage: Eukaryota; Metazoa; Chordata; Mammalia; Rodentia; Cricetidae. The record is from RefSeq and is a predicted model, not a curated record.